AUGAACUGGAAUUGUUGGGAUUGCAUUCUAGAUUUGCAAGCUGUGCUCAUGCAUGACCCUGAUAACGCAGAAGCAAAGGCGUUGCUUCAGUCUCGGUCGUUGACUAUUGAUAAGCUCCUCUCACCGACAUCAACCAACGGCGGAUUCUCCGGUGCCUCUCCCGCCCCUCGCCAACUCGAACGCAUAUCGAUCGAAAUAUGGCGAGAAAUCGCGCUCUUCUUGCCUAAACGAGAUCUCAAAACCUUGCUUUUUGUGCCGCAUAUCCUUUCCCGCGUUGCUUCUCAGCUGUUGUUCCGAGAGUUGGAUCUGCAUUUUAGUAGUGGUGAUUCGGGCGUGGGCGAGAGUGAUGAUGAGGGGAAUGGGGGUGGUGGUGGUGGUGGUGGAGGUCGGGAGGGUGGAGGUGGCGGGCUCAUCGCGGGUGGACUUAUAGGUUUAAGCUCGAUGGGGAUGGGUAUGGGAGGGGCUGGUGGGAUCGUAGGAGGAGGAGGGGGCUACAGUAGUUCGACGAUGGCGAUGACAGCCCGGGACUCGGGAGGUUAUAGGGAUAGAGAAGCGAUGUAUGAAGAGAGGGAGAGGGAUGAAGGUCGGCAUGCGCAACGUACUGCGGAUAUCUUGACGAGGUUGAUUGUGGACCAGAAGUUUGCGAAUGCGGUUAGGACGUUGAAGAUUUAUUGUAGUUCGAGGAGGGAUCGAGAUGGGUCUAUGGCUUUUCAGACUGGGAUGCUCACGAAUGUGUUGCCCAAGUUGGUGAAUUUGAAGAAUAUGUAUAUUUCGGCGACGAGUGAGAGUAUUAUACCUGUGUUGAGGAUAUUGCAGGUUACGGGGACCAAGUUGCAUGGGUUGUCGUUGCAUUCGCCCGAUUCACCUGCUGAUCUAUCCUUCCUCGACAUCCGCGGCCUGAACCACUUCUCGUAUACGACGAGCGGCGGCACGCUCAAUUCGCUCACGCCCUUCUUCGCCUCAAAUCGGAGCACCAUUUCUUCCCUCUCGCUCGAAAACCUCUCGCCAUCACCACACUGGACGUUCCCCGUCGCGCACGUCUCCGUCCGCAACCUCGUCUCGCUCAACUUUACGGGCCACUUCAACAAGGAGCAUGGCGCGGCUGUUUUGGGCGAGAUAUUGCGGGAGGGUAGGCAGCUCGAGACGCUGAGCAUUGUGUGUGCCGCGUUGGAGAGCGGGAACCUUUCGAGGGAGUUUAGGAGUGCUAGUGUGGGUUGGAGUGGGCCGCUGGGUGCUGGGGUCGGAGCUGGACCUGGAGGUGGUGUUCUCGCGAUCAAUCCGUUUGGGAUCGGGAUGGGAGGACCGGGUAGUGUGAGCUCACCCUCGCUCAACGACAAUGGUACCCCCGUCUCCCUCCCCUUCCUCCGCAACUUUGCCUUCACGGUCGCCUCCAUCGGACGGCGGACGACCGACCGGGACCUCUUCCCGUCCAUCGCCGAGUUUCUACGCGGGCGGCGGCAGCUGCGGAGUCUCCGGCUCAUCGCGAGCUGUGACGAGCAGCAGAUGCAGCACAGUGUGAGCGAUGCGCAGGCGAUACAGAGUGCUGUUGGGUUUGAGGCUGCUGUGUGGGGUGUGCUUCCUAGUUUGGAGGGGUUGAGGGCGUUGGGGAUUACGUAUCCUGUGGAUUUGAGUGCUGGGUUGGCGAGUUGGUUGAUUCCGAGGAGUGUGAGGGCGUUGAUGCUUUCGGUGGAUUAUGGGAGUCCGUGUAUGAGGGAUCCGGUUAAUUGGUUGAAUUCGUUGAGACAUGGUAUCCCUCCUGAUUUGAGGUUUAUUGGGCUCUCUGAGCUGAAUAUUCGACAUCCGUCGGAGAUUGUGGAUCGGGGGUUCCCGAUGGUUCGUGUUAUGAGGGUUGGCCAGAAUUAUUGGACUGUGCAUAGACGCAAGGUUGGGUCGUCGAGUUAUGGUACACCACCUACACACCCAGCUUCGGCGGCGCACGAUGCUCGGUCGAUGGUUGCUCACCAUAUCCCAGCUGGACACGGCCACAUCCCACCCAGUUUGAGCGCGUCCUCACCUCGCACAUCGGCUGCGUCGCAUUCGGCUUCGAGCAACCCGUAUGCUUCCAUCGGUGCAUCCUCGAAUCGUCGUAGUUCGCCACCUUCGGGUUCGAGUGGGGGCAAUGCCUCCUCUUCAAAAGGCACGUCGCAUGAACGGUUGAUGAGCUUGAUGCGGCCUGCGACGCAUGUGGGGCACCCACAUAGUGGGCAUACGCAUGGACAUCCGGGGUCAAGUAAUCCUCAUCCCCCACAUGCGAUUUUGCUUAACCCUGUACCUGGCUCCUCGUCGUCUUCGGCGGGGGGUGCGGGGCAUUACGGCUCGUCUGGCUCGGGGUCGUCGUCGGCGGGUGCGAGUGGGCAUCAUACGUCUGGAUCGUAUGCUUCUGGUUCGGGGAUUAUGAGUGCUGGUAUUUUGCACCAUCCGUCUUCGGGGUCUUCGUCCUUGCAUAGUGGUGCUUCUUCGACCUCUGGUACGCCUGGCUCGGUGUCGAAUUUGAUUUCGGCGCCUAGUGGGCAUCGGGGUGUUGGUGUUGGUGGUGGUGCGGGUGGUGGAUCUGGACAUGGGCAUGGUGGGGGUGUUGGUGUGGGUGUUGGGGUUGGUGUGGGAGUGGGAGGUGCGGGGAUGACGGAGUUGGAGAUGUGGCCGAGGAGGAGGAUUGUUUAUCAUGCUGCUGAGUGGCUGGAGUGGCUUGGAUGUGAGGAUGCGCUUGUUAGAGAUCCGAGUGCGUAUCCUGCUUGGACUAUGUGUAUGUAG
This is a messenger RNA of Coprinopsis cinerea okayama7#130, 2751 nucleotides long. RefSeq lists its product as hypothetical. The transcript is spliced from 6 exons. The coding region runs from base 1 to 2751 and encodes 916 amino acids. Lineage: Eukaryota; Fungi; Basidiomycota; Agaricomycetes; Agaricales; Psathyrellaceae. The record is from RefSeq and is a predicted model, not a curated record.